AUGAGCCAUAUGCUGACGCGUGAACACGCAUGCCUUGAUGACAUGUUUGAUGAUAUACAGGCACCUACGGGAUUUCGACAAACAGCACGGAAGGCUUUGAAGAAAUUUAGCAGUAAAAGCAGCACCCGUGCUUUUAGUGAGGAGCUGAGGCACGGCAAGCAGGACCGCAGCAGUUACCAGAUCCGCGCCUCCCGCCGUUUUGCCGCCCGUCCCCUCGGCUGCUGCCUGCCCCUGCGGGCCCCCGGGACCUCCGGCUGGGCGGCCGAGCCGGGCUGCCUGCCCGACUGGCACACGCUGUCCCUCUUCGGCGUCGGAGCGGUGCUCAUGCGGGGAGCCGGCUGCACCAUCAAUGACAUGUGGGAUCGCGACUAUGACAAAAAGGUUGCGAGGACAGCAAGUAGGCCCCUGGCAGCUGGAGAUAUCUCCACUUUUCAGUCCUUCAUUUUUCUUGGGGGACAGCUUAGCUUGGCACUUUGUGUGCUUUUGUGUCUGAAUUACUAUAGUAUCAUUCUGGGAGCGGCCUCUUUGUCUCUUGUGAUCACCUACCCUCUGAUGAAGAGAAUAACGUAUUGGCCACAGUUAGUUUUGGGACUUACAUUUAAUUGGGGAGCCCUUCUUGGCUGGUCUGCCGUCAGAGGGUCGUGUGAGUGGUCUGUGUGUUUGCCCUUGUACUUAGCUGGAGUAAUGUGGACGCUGGUAUAUGAUACCAUUUACGCACAUCAGGAUAAGAGGGACGACAUCAUUAUCGGUGUGAAGUCAACAGCAUUACAGUUCAAGGAGGAUACGAAGCAGUGGCUCAGUGGCUUCAGCCUUGCAAUGCUCCUGAGUUUGUGCGUGGCCGGAAUGAAUUGUAACCAGACGUUCCCGUAUUACUCAGCUGUGGCUGCCAUAGGGGCUCACCUAGCGCACCAGAUUUACACUUUGGACAUAGACAAACCUGAAGACUGUUGGAAGAAAUUUGCUUCGAAUCGUACUGUAGGAGUUCUGCUCUUCAUAGGGAUUGUGCUUGGAAAUCUGUGGAAACGAAAAGACUCAAAAAAUGUAGAAGAGCCUUUAGAAAACAGGUAGUUGAAAUUACUAUAAAUACUGAUAUUUUAGUCCAGCUAAAAUGUAAGUACUGUAAGAAGGAAAACACUUCUAACA
Messenger RNA from Nipponia nippon (crested ibis), 1143 nucleotides. Lineage: Eukaryota; Metazoa; Chordata; Aves; Pelecaniformes; Threskiornithidae. The record is from RefSeq and is a predicted model, not a curated record.